Molecule: messenger RNA, 2397 nt
Organism: Lathyrus oleraceus (garden pea)
Lineage: Eukaryota; Viridiplantae; Streptophyta; Magnoliopsida; Fabales; Fabaceae
Exons: 5
Coding region: 1-2397 (798 amino acids)
Molecular function (GO): zinc ion binding; nucleic acid binding
Source: RefSeq, a predicted model, not a curated record
AUGGCUUCAGACGCUGCUGUUUCAAGCAUCAAAGUGAUGAACCAGGAUCUUGUUAAGUUAGAUCGAUUUGAUGGAACAAAUUACACAAGAUGGCAAGACAAGAUGACAUUCCUAUUGACUGCCCUGAAGGUUCACUAUGUUCUUGAUCCCGACCUACAACCAAUACCUGAACCAACAGAAAAUGAUUCGGAAGAACUCAAGAAGGAGCGCAAGAAACGCAAGGAGGACGAACUGCUUUGCCGUGGACACAUUCUGAAUACUUUAUCUGAUCGUCUCUACGACCUCUACACAGACAAUCCAUCGGCAACAGAAAUAUGGAAGGCACUAGAAUUCAAGUUCAAGGCUGAAGAGGAAGAUUCUAAGCCCAUUCUUCCCCAAGUGCAUGAAUUGCAAGUUCUGGUCAAUAAAAUAAAGGCAGUAAAAAUAGACAUCCCUGAGACCUUCCAAGUCGGUGCAAUUAUUGCAAAAUUACCACCUUCAUGGAAAGGCUACCGAAAGAAAUUGUUGCACAGUUCCGAGGACUUCUCCUUGGAGAAAAUUCAGAAACAUCUUCGAAUCGAGGAGGAAUCGAAGGAGAGGGAGAAAUCAGAACCCCCUACUCAUUUCAAAACAAACGCUGUGACCAACAAGGGAAAGAAGAGACAUGAUGGCAUAAAGAGUCAUCUUGGACCAAAGAAAGAACAUAACAAGUUCAAGAACUCUGGCGGUCAUAAAGGUCCAAAGAACGGAUGUUUCGUAUGCGGUAAACCUGGACACUAUGCUCGAGAUUGCAGACAAAAUAAAGCAAAAAAUGAGAUCAAUGCAAUUCGAUCAGAUGAUGACAUAAUUGCUACAGUGAGUGAAAUUAUGGCAAUCAAAGGAAAAGUUCAAGGUUGGUGGUAUGACACUUGUGCUACAGUGCAUGUUACUUAUGACAAGGCUGCAUUCAAAACCUAUUCUGAAGCAAUUGAUGGACAAGAGGUACAAAUGGGAAAUGAAGUCCGCUCUAAAGUUGUUGGAACCGGUUCGGUCGAACUUAACUUCACUUCUGGAAAGAAAGUUACACUUAAAACUGGUAUAUCUCCAUAUGAGUCAUGGAAAGGCAGAGCGCCAAAUAUCGGUUACUUUAAAGUGUGGGGGUGUGUGGCAUACUACAAAAACAUGGACCCUAAAAGAACCAAGUUGGGUCCUCGAGGAAUAAGAUGUGCUUUUGUAGGAUAUGCACAACACAGUAAAGCAUAUAGACUCUUAAAUCUAGAAUCUAAUGUAAUUGUUGAAUCCCGGGAUGUAGAAUUCUUUGAAAACCUUAUCACAAAGGAUAAAGGAUCGGAGUCGGCCACUAAUAAAGAAUCUCAUGAAGAUAACUCUUCUCGGACUGUAGAAAUACAAACUGAAGGCACUCCUAUAAUCAUUGAACCACAACCCGAGCCUAGGAUAAGCAAGAGAAUUCGGAAAACAAAGAAUCUAGGACCAGAUGAGAUUGAUUCUCAAUCUAUUUCCUUUUAUCUUGUUGAGGGAAAUUCAUCUUUGAAUGAUCUUAUAAUCCAUCAGAUGGAUGUUAAAACAGCGUUCCUAAAUGGAGAUCUCGAUGAGGAAAUCUACAUGGAACAACCGGAAGGCUACCUGCUUCCUGGAAAUGAACAAAAGGUGUGUAAACUUGUCAAAUCCUUAUACGGACUAAAACAAGCACCAAAACAGUGGCAUCAAAAAUUUGACUCUGUAAUACUCUCAAAUGGAUUUAUUCCUAAUUCUUGUGACAAGUGUUUAUACACAAAGACGUGCAAAACCACUGUAAUAUUCCUUUGUCUCUAUGUCGACGAUAUGUUGAUCAUUAGUAAUGAUUUAAAAGGAAUCUUAGAAACAAAGAAGUUUCUAACAUCCACUUUCAAGAUGAAAGAUCUUGGACUUGUUGACACAAUUUUAGGGAUUAAGGUUAAGCGAAAUAGUGGGGGUUAUGAACUUAGUCAAACCCACUAUAUUGAGAAAAUGCUUGAUAAGUUUAAACAUCUAAACUCUAAGGAAGUAACCACUCCAUUUGAUCAUGCCAACAAACUUCAAAAGAAUAAUGGAAGAUCAGUGGCUCAAUUGGAAUAUGCAAGUGCAAUAGGGUGUCUAAUGAAGCAUAGAGCAAUGACUUCUCAUUCAAACGAGAAUUUUCCAGCAAAUAUUCUCAUCUUGGAUGACAAGAAUUAUGAUAGUUGGUGUAAGAAGAUGAAGAUUGUCUUCUGCUAUCAAGUUAUUUGGGAUCUUGUGAAGAAUGGAGUAACAUCAAUUGGCGACAAUGUCAUAGAUGAAAUAAAGAUUGCACAUAAAGAUUUGAAGAAGAAAGAUUAUAAAGCUCUUUUUAUAAUCCCUAAAUGCGUUGAUCCAGACAACUUUGAGAAAAUUGGUAAUGUAGACUCAUCGAAGAAGGCAUGA